UCCACUCGCAUAUUCAUCUCUAGAUUUCCAUCGAAAUACUUCCACACCUGUCUUCAUUCGUUGAAUGACUGGUGCUGUGAAUGCUCGGUCCUCAGACUUAUGUCCCUAGCACAAUUGCGAGAUGGACCGCUCACUGAACGCAACACUGCCAAAGCGGCAUCGCUGACCAAGCGGGCUGCUCGCCUGCGCGCUUUGAACCAAAUUACCCAAUCCAUCACCCAGCAGUGUGGUCUUUCCCCAGCACUCAACCUCGACUAUGAUUCUCUCCCCUCUCCACCACACACCCCUUCUGAAGAUGCUCUUCUCGCUGCUGCCGACUUGACGAGAGGUCUUCGUUUCCAAGAUUCUUUGUUGCCUUGCUCCUUAGACGCAAUAGAACAGAACCCUGCAAUUCAAGCUUUGGCUAUCCGGAAUACACCUGCUUCGACUGGACUUGGAAUCACUAACGAGCAAGCCCACGAGUCGGCCUCUAUUAAUGAUUCAGACGCUAUCACAAACUCACCAGAAACUCUUGACCAUCAUGCUGCGGCGCAGUCCUCACGUGAUGCCGGGCCAGUCAAUCCUCCCGGCCGCGAAAGCCAAAGGCAUCGUCCACGUACAGUUCACCUUCCACCCAAAGAAGUCCAGGAAGAGCGCUUCCGCGAAAAGCAACUGCGUCAGGAGGCCCGCCGGAGAGAUGCUGCAGAAGUUGAGAAGCCUCAACCUGAAACCGCAUCAUCGCCAACAUCUACCAUCGGCGCUCCGUCUAUGACAACACCUCUUCCGACCGGUCCAUCGCCCCUAACCAGUACUGAUGAAGAUGUCGCAUCUUCCAGCCAGACUGUGCCCAAGCCUACCAGCUUACAGCCCUCGCCCCAAGAAGCUCUGGCCAAGGAGCAGCACGACAAGUUGUUGCAAUCACAGAAGGAAAUCGCUUACCGUGAGGCUCUGGGACACGAUGACGAUUCUCCCGAUGUUCAGUUGCGUCUCGAGCAGGAACAAGCGGCGAAGGCGACAAGGGACGCUACCAUGAACGCAAAACCGACUGAUGUGAAACUCACCGAAGCCAUCGACACGACAGUAGCUGCCCGCGACGCAGCCCGCAUUGCUGCCUCAUUUUCUCACUCGGCGUCACCUUCUGAUUCAGCAUCAGAUGCUUCCCAUAAGAAACGCGCGCCAAGACCGUCACUCGUCAACAUUAUGCCCCCGAGAGAUCCAGCACUUGCCAAUGCUGUGGUAGAAACCUCGACCGUUAUCACCGCUCCACCUGCCGCUCGUACUCAAUCAACUUCUGAACUCAACGAAUCGACUAGACCAACACUGUUUGGUUCAAAGCGCGCUCACACAACAGGGGAUGUCCUCAAAGUUAAGACUGAGCCAUCAGUCUCGAAGCGCCAACAAAGACCAGUUCAAGAGCAGCCGCAAUCGCCGAUCUCGCUAAGAUGCUCAGCAUUACUGAAAAGCGAAGGAUACAACGCUCUCAAGGGGGCGUCUGCGGAGCUUUCCAAGGACUAUCUGGAGCCACUUUAUCGUAUACAGGUCCAUGAACCGCCCAACGGAAGACCUUUGCAUGAGCUCUUGCAAAAGGCUAGCAAGGUCGUGACAACUACUGAACAGUUUGCUGGCUACCACGAGAGGCAGGAUCAACGAAUCCUGCGAAGAAUUUACCAACUUCAGAAUGCUAACCGCUGGUCUCUCAGGCAGAUGGAGCCAUGUGCGGAGCCGGCUGCACCCAAGAUCCACAUGGAUCAUCUCAUGGCUGAAAUGAAGUGGAUGAGGACCGAUUUCCGCCAAGAACGCAAAAUCAAGAGAGCGACAGCCAAGUACCUGGCAGAACAAUGUGCAGAUUGGGUCAUGGCUGAUGGCGAAACACGUCAGUCGAUGCAGAUUCGAGUCAAAUCGCUCGAAGCACUGCGUCAGGACACAGUGACACCACACUCACCUGCCGAGUCUAGCAUUGCGAAUGGUGACAGACACAGUCAAGGAGCCAAGUCUCCGCCCGGGUUGGACAAUGACAUCGAAUCUGGCCUCGAAGACUUCGACAUGCCGCUGACUCCACAGCAUGCGACAGUGGUGCCUUCUUCCUUCUUCUCCGCCAUCAACAUGGAUAAAGAAACCUUCCAUCUCCAAGACAGCGAGGCUUUGCACAAUGCUCUCGCUGAACUUCCACUCCUCAGACCCUUUGAAGAGGACAACACUCCUGUCAACUCAAUUAUUAAGCACUCUACUCCAGCUGUGUCGAAGUUCUGCACAGCGAAGAUGAUGAUUGAAGUUGGUGGACCGUCGAGAAAGAGAAGCAGAUAUGACUACUCAGAUGAGGAUGAAUCCAUGGACGAAAGCUCAUUGCCAGUGUCGAAGAGACUCCGCGCAAGCCACGACGAUUCUGGACUACAACCGGAGCAGACAGACGUGGCGCUCUUUGAACCCGAGAACAAGCUUUUGCGGAGCAGAUUGCAUCAGAACACUGCCUUCAGACCUCCUUCAGAAUUUCAGAUGCCUUCUUCCCAAUUCUACGAAUUCAGAACGGCAUCGCAAUGGACGGAGGAGGACCAACAAGCUCUGCGUCGUCUCGCCAAAGAGUAUUCGUUCAACUGGUCACUCAUUGCAGACAGUCUAUCACUACCAUCCAAGUUCAACAGUGCGACCGACAGACGUACUCCAUGGGAAUGCUUCGAGCGGUGGGUGGAGCUGGAGAGUCUCCCCAAUGAGAUGCGCAAGACACUCUAUUUCAAGACUUGGAACCAACGACUCGAAGGAGCGAAUCGCAACAAUGAAGCCAAGUACCAAGCACAGCUUGCGCAGCUUGCACAAACUCCAGGACAGCCUCCAGCUAUUAUGCGAAAGAAAACCACCCCGUUGAAGGUUGACAAACGUAGACAGAAUCGAUAUCUUCAUAUGGUGGAUGCGAUGCGCAAGUUGGCUAGGAAGAGAGAGCAGCAGGCACAUAAGCAAUCAGAAGCUCAAAAAGCGGCCCACAUGCGAAAGCAGCACGAAAACGCAGCCCCAAAGAACGGCAUCCCUACUCCUCAAGAAUUCAGUAAAUUGCGACAGGAACGGGAUGUUCAGAUUGCGGCUCGCCAGGAACGUUAUCGUGAACAAAUGCUACGGCAAGCUCAAAUGCAACGCAAUGGUCAAAUGCCUAAUCAGCAACCUCUUCCAAACGCCAAUGCCCACAACCGGCCCGGACAAACACCUCAAGGGCAGCCUGGUGCACCUCAACAAGUUAAUCAUCAAGGCUUGCCGAACGGCCAGCAUUCCAACGCUGCUGCUCAGAGUGGUGCUCAUAUCAAUACGCCGCAAAUGGGAAUGCGCGGUGCCAUACCACAAGCACAAAUGCAACCUAAUAUGCGUCCCGUUGGCAACGGACAGGCAAACGGAACUCCAGAAAGCAUGCAGCAGAGAGUGCUUGAGACACAAAAGGCCCAUCAGUUGAAGAUGGGUGCUCAACAAUAUCAGAUGGCCCCGCCGAACCGUUCCAGUCCAGGCGGUAUGCAUCCGCCCAACGGGGUGAUGGGUAGUCAGCCCGCAAUGAAUGGCAUGCAGAAUGUCCGUACUCCUGGCCAGCAAGUUCACAAUCAUCAGUCGACGUCCAACAGUAACGCUACUGGCUCUCCGCAUAUGCCUCCACCACCCACACCGUCGAGCCAAUCUCAGCAACCUCAACAACUUGCUUCCGGUAACACCAUCGCAUCAAUCAGCCAUGGACUCCAGCUACAAUUCCCUCAAGCUUCUGUGGAAAAGAUUCAGGAGAUGGCAAAUGAACGUUUGAGACAGAUCCAUUAUGGUCAGCAGCAGCAGCAGCAGCAGCAGCAGCAGCAGCAACAACAACAACAAUCUCAUCAGCAGGCGCGUCAAAGUGCUCUUAGUGCUGCCGCCGGUUCGCAUGCUGUUAAUUCAGUACCGAAUGGUCCACCUGCUUACAGCCAAAACCAAGCAGCUUUCCACCAGAACAACGGCAAUGGCAACGCGCAGCAGUACAACAAUGGGAGCAACACUCCGGGCACCCCGGCUAACCCGAAUGCUCAACAGUACGCUGCAAAUAUGCGACAACGCACUCUGGCACAGCAAAAUCAAAUACAACAUCAAAACCAAAGCACUCCCGGCCAGAACCAUAGCAGCCCACGUGUAGCGCAAGCCAAUUCAGUACCUGGCAUGGCAGCACCAAGUCCGAAUAUGACUCCUGCUCAUCCAUCGCAGAACAUACCUUCGAACAGUCGAACGCCUACACCGCAGAUGUCGAGAAUGGGCAGCGGUCAGGGUGUCGUGGCUUCCUCGGUAACGCCUCAGCCAGUGCAGCAACAACAGACACCAUCGGCAAUGCAGCAUCAGAGUCCUGUCAUGCAGCAGGCUAGUCCAAGACCAGUCUCUGCCGGUACUGCGAGGCAGUAGUACAGCCCGCAGACUCCGUUGAGACAGUAAAUCACUUGCGCUUCGCCCAUGGUAUAUAAGAUGGUUUGCUGCAGAUUUUGCUUAGAAGCAGCAAUGAGCGUGGAUGGGAGAGAACGACCUAACGGUCCUUCCAUGCGGACGUGCAUGAUAACAUGGACAUGAAACUAUACAG
Molecule: messenger RNA, 4540 nt
Organism: Aureobasidium pullulans EXF-150
Lineage: Eukaryota; Fungi; Ascomycota; Dothideomycetes; Dothideales; Saccotheciaceae
Exons: 5
Coding region: 100-4368 (1422 amino acids)
Source: RefSeq, a predicted model, not a curated record